This is a messenger RNA of Racocetra persica, 148 nucleotides long. The record is from the annotation of a GenBank genome assembly. Lineage: Eukaryota; Fungi; Glomeromycota; Glomeromycetes; Diversisporales; Gigasporaceae.
UACUUCAGAGAAAGCUUACUCACGACAAAACCCAACCACAGCGCUUGAUCACAGCAAGACUACUGCACAUAGCAAGACCACUGCAAGACCAUUGCAAAACUUAGCCAAAGACUUGUUCUGGACGAAACUUGAUAAUCACAAGCUUUAA